Nannospalax galili (Upper Galilee mountains blind mole rat) is the source of this 2026-nucleotide messenger RNA. It is a transcript of the gene Orai3, whose product is annotated as ORAI calcium release-activated calcium modulator 3. Gene Ontology annotation, cellular component: membrane. Gene Ontology annotation, biological process: store-operated calcium entry. Bases 203 to 1273 code for a protein of 356 amino acids. The transcript has 2 exons. Gene Ontology annotation, molecular function: store-operated calcium channel activity. NCBI's taxonomy places the organism in Eukaryota, Metazoa, Chordata, Mammalia, Rodentia, Spalacidae. The record is from RefSeq and is a predicted model, not a curated record.
GAGGAAGCUGGACGUCUAGGCACCACCUAGUCCGUCCCGCCUGGGGACGUCCAGGUGAAUUGGAGUGGGAUGAGGCUGGCCAGUUCAGUUAACGGCCACUCGGCCGUUCACCCCGUAGGCGCUAGGGUGUUUAUGGUGAACUGGGGUUGUGGAUCUCCCUGACCGCCGGACUGCGGGGGUUCAUCUCCGACUCCACCCCAUCAUGUGGUCGUUCGGGCCCCGCCUCUGCCCCAGUUCCUGUUUCAGUUUCUGGCGUCCCGCUUCGGCUCCUCCCAGAGCCCGGCUCUGCCCCGCAUCCCGCCCCGCCGGGGAUGGGUCCCUGUUGCUCAGGCCGGCCCUUCCGGGGCCCUGGAGGCUCCAGGACCUUUCGGUGACUGCCGGCGCACCGGGUGCAGCCGACCCUAGAAUGAAGGGCGGCGAGGGGGACGCGGGCGAACAGGCCCCGCUGAACCCGGAGGUGGAUAGCCCGGUGGGCUCGGCUACGUACCGGGAGUUCGUGCACCGCGGCUACCUGGACCUCAUGGGGGCCAGCCAGCACUCCCUGCGGGCGCUCAGCUGGCGCCGCCUCUACCUCAGCCGGGCCAAGCUCAAAGCCUCCAGCCGUACGUCUGCGCUGCUGUCGGGCUUCGCCAUGGUGGCAAUGGUGGAGGUACAGCUGGAGAGUGAUCACGAAUACCCACCAGGCCUGCUAGUGGCCUUUAGUGCCUGUACCACCGUGUUGGUAGCUGUGCACCUCUUUGCACUCAUGGUCUCCACAUGUCUGCUGCCCCACAUUGAAGCCGUGAGCAACAUCCACAACCUAAACUCUGUCCACCAGUCACCACACCAGCGACUCCAUCGCUAUGUGGAGCUGGCAUGGGGCUUCUCCACUGCCUUGGGCACCUUUCUCUUCCUGGCUGAAGUUGUUCUUGUUGGUUGGGUCAAGUUUGUGCCCAUUGGGGCUCCCAUGGACACACGGGCCCCUGUAUCCCAGGUGCCACCAGUAACCACCUCCCUUAGUCCAGCCUCCAAACUCCCACCAUCCUCUGCUUCUGUAGCCCCAUCACAGCAGCCUUCCAAGCCCUGCCCACCCCAGGAAGUUUGUGGUGGUGGUGCCCAUGGGCCAGGUUGGCAGGCAGCUAUGGCCUCCACAGCAAUCAUGGUACCUGUGGGACUUGUGUUUAUGGCCUUUGCCCUACAUUUCUACCGAUCCUUGGUGGCCCACAAGACAGACCGCCACAAGCAGGAGCUUGAGGAACUGAGUCGCCUGCAGGGAGAGCUGCAAGCUGUGUGAGCCUGGCUUUAUCCUGAAAGCACUGCCUCCCUACAUCUGCAAGAGACCCCAGGGAUCUACAGACCUCAUUCCCUGCCCCAGGCUGGGGCCACUUCCUGUAGCCACUCAGGUAGAGACCAGAGUCCCACAUUCCCAGAGAUGUUCCCUAUCAGUGUGUCCCAAUGGGUUUUGUAAGCUCCAUUCUGCUUGGCUGGAGGAAUGGGAGGAAGUGGAACAUCUAAGGAUCCUGGGCUAGGUGAGAAGCAAGGAGGCCCAGGUGGGAUCUUUGGUGCUGACCAGCUGCUUGCUCCUCUGUGGGUUGUGGCGGUCAGGUCACAUGCCUGCACAGCUAUCCCCAAAGGCAGUCAACCCUUGCUUCAUUUACGUAUAAUCAAUUUUAUCAUUGGCAUCUUGAGGGAGAUUUUACCUGUCAUGAUUUUGAUGGGCUCCACAUUCCCACUUUGGCUGCUGUUUGUACAACAGGCAGAGCUCAGAAUAUCUAGGAGCCACUCCCCACUUGGUGACCUGUCAGUGUGCCCGCUCCACUGCUCUAGGUGCAUAUGUAUGUAUCUUAUCCGGUUCUCACUGUCCUUGGCUGAGCUGGGGGAAGAGGAGAGUCAGAAGACUUGGGGACUGUGCAGCUAGUGAGACUCCUUAGCAAGGGUUGGGUGAGGGGAUUUUAAGGGAGAAAAUUCAGCCCUUUGAAUGCAGAGCUCUUCUGACACCAAACUUUUUGAUGCACUUUGUUUUGUAUAAUAAAUUGUGUUUCACAUA